Amorphotheca resinae ATCC 22711 is the source of this 486-nucleotide messenger RNA. RefSeq lists its product as hypothetical. The transcript is spliced from 3 exons. The coding region runs from base 1 to 423 and encodes 140 amino acids. NCBI's taxonomy places the organism in Eukaryota, Fungi, Ascomycota, Leotiomycetes, Helotiales, Amorphothecaceae. The record is from RefSeq and is a predicted model, not a curated record.
AUGGAUACCACUACAUCAGAGAAAUGGUAUAUGCGGAGGACACAAAAAAAGGCACUGAUGCAACGCUGGCGAGGGACACCACUACAUCAGAGAAACGGUAUAUGCGGAGGACACAAGAGCGCCACAUGGCGAGGUGAACACGGACACCAACCACCACAUCAGAAGAGGUAUAUGCGGAGGAAACAAAAAAGCGCCGAUGCAACAACGCAUGGCGAGGUGAACAAUGGACACCACUACAUCAGAAAAUUGGUAUAUGCGGAGGACACAAGAGCGCCACAUGGCGAGGUGAACACGGACACCAACCACCACAUCAGAAGAGGUAUAUGCGGAGGAACCAAGAAACAUCAGUGGAAUCCGAAUGGACGAGGAAACAAAAAGCAGAAACGGUAUAUGCGAAGGAAACAAAAAGCGUCAACUGAAUAGACGAGAUUAACAGUAGACACCUACUACCACAUCAAAUGAUCAGAGAAGAGGCAUACACAGAGG